This is a messenger RNA of Nannizzia gypsea CBS 118893, 909 nucleotides long. RefSeq lists its product as hypothetical. Gene Ontology annotation, biological process: regulation of DNA-templated transcription. Gene Ontology annotation, molecular function: DNA-binding transcription factor activity. The transcript has 2 exons. The coding region runs from base 1 to 909 and encodes 302 amino acids. The record is from RefSeq and is a predicted model, not a curated record. NCBI's taxonomy places the organism in Eukaryota, Fungi, Ascomycota, Eurotiomycetes, Onygenales, Arthrodermataceae.
AUGUCUGAGGCAGACGACCAGGAUAAAGACGCUAAAAGAAGGGAAUACAAUCGAAAUGCUCAGCGAGUAUUCAGGCAGCGGCGGAAAGAACAUAUUAGAAACCUUGAGCGAGCACAAAAUGAACGGAUCUCAAGCCAGACAGAGGUGAUCGAGCAGCUGCGAAUGGAGAACUCAGAGCUUCGCAGGGAGAAUGAGGCCCUGUCAACAUUACCGUCGGACUGCAGCUCCCCUUCGAGACUAUCAGUUACAACCCCCUCACACUCUAGUUCAGGGGAACCAAGCCAUUUUCUGGCCAUGAGCCAGUCCAUCCCCGAUACACACUCCCCCAACGCCCCUGAAACAUCAACGGGCUUUCCCUUCCACCUUAGCAACCCUACAAGCGAGAUUAGCCGUUUGUCUAACCGAUUAUGCAUCUUAUCGCCGUAUGAUAUCACCCGGAUGCGCAGCUACCUACACUCACUCUUCCGCCCAGUCUUAAAUCUUAUUGUGGAUGGUAUGCUGCCAGACCCUCGGAUACACCUUCUUACCCUUGCAGGCUUGGGCCCUUCUCUUUCUUCAUCACUGCAGCCAACAUCUCUACAGCUCGAAAUUCCGCAUAAUGUCUACAUUGAUCUCAUACCAUCACCAUCACUAAGGGACGCGCUCCUGAGGUCUGACUCUACUACUGUAGCUGCAUUCCUAGCAAAUGUAUGUACAUUUGUAUGCGACAUCGAAGACCGCGGACAAGUGACUAUCUGGGGGGAGGAUUUUCUUAAUGAGUUCUCAUGGGAGUUCUCGGAGUCGGUGUUAGAGCAGUGGGGAGGCUGGUUCCUCCCCCCAAUAUGGCAUGAACGGGCGGAUUUUUGGCGUCGCCAGAGAGGCGACUCCCCUUUGACCAUCGGCUGGCCGGUGACGUCGCGCAGUAUUUAG